This is a messenger RNA of Striga hermonthica, 1665 nucleotides long. Lineage: Eukaryota; Viridiplantae; Streptophyta; Magnoliopsida; Lamiales; Orobanchaceae. The record is from the annotation of a GenBank genome assembly.
AUGGAGAAAAAUGAGAUAGAAAUGAAGAAAAGAGUUGAACAAGAUGAAAUACCACAUGAUGAAGAAGAGCCUGAUGAGAAGAUUAACUACAGAGGAAUCAAAGCCAUGCCAUUUAUCAUAGGGAAUGAGACAUUUGAGAAGCUUGGAGCCAUUGGCACCUUAUCAAACCUUCAAGUGUAUCUAACUUCAGUUUUCAACAUGCGACGAAUUUCGGCGACAUUGCUUCUCAACGUUUUCAACGGCACGACCAAUAUAUCGACUCUAGUCGGAGCCUUUCUUUGUGACACCUAUUUCGGUCGUUACAAAACGUUAGGAUUCGCCUCGAUUGCCUCGUUAUUAGGACUGCUUGCCAUAGCUAUGACAGCCGCUGUCCCGAGCCUCCACCCGCCCCACUGCUUCCCGGGCCAGCGGUGUGUGGACCCCGAUUCGGCCCAGAUGGCAUUUCUCAUAUUCGGGUUCGGGCUCAUGGUAGUCGGGGCCGGUGGCAUUCGGCCCUGCAACAUGGCCUUUGGAGUCGAUCAAUUCAAUCCCCACACGGACUCGGGCAAGAAGGGAAUCGACAGCUUCUUCAAUUGGUACUACUUCACGAUCACUUUCGCACAGAUCGUGUCUCUAACGUUAGUCGUGUACGUGCAGUCGAACGUGAGCUGGUCAAUCGGGUUAGGCAUCCCCACGGCUUUCAUGCUGAUGUCGUGUUUUCUGUUUUUUGCCGGGACUAAGAUAUACGUGAUGGUGAGGCCCGAGGGGAGCCCGAUUACGAGCUUGGUUCAAGUGAUGGUGGUGGCUUUUAAGAAGAGGAAGUUGGAGCUGCCUAAGGAGCCAUGGAUUGAUCUGUUCAAUUAUGUGCCACCAAAGUCUAUCAAUGCUAGGCUGCCUCACACUGAGCAGUUCAGAUUCUUGGACAAAGCUGCAGUGGCCACACCCGACGAUUGGGUUAACCCGGAUGGGUCGCCCGCCGACCCGUGGAGCCUGUGCACGAGCCAACAAGUCGAAGAGGCCAAGUGCAUCCUCCGAGUCAUCCCCAUCUCCCUCACGGCCGUACUCUACCACAUCGGAGUCCAACAACAGUACGUCGUCUUUCAAGCCCUCCAAUCCGAUCGCCGCCUCGUCGGAACCAAAUUCCAAAUCCCGGCCGCCUCGUACGUGGUUUUCCCGAUGCUCGGCCUCUCCCUGUGGGUCCCGAUCUACGACCGCCUCCUCGUCCCCCUCGCCCGCCGCUUCACCGGCGUCCCCACCGGAAUCACCGUCCUCCAGCGCAUGGGCGCCGGAAUAUUCCUCACGGUGAUCGAGUCCCUCGUCGGGGGUUUCGUCGAGGCUCGGAGGCGAUCGCUUGCGGUGGGGCCCGUCUCGUCUAUGUCGGCCAUGUGGCUCGUCCCGCAGCUAGGGCUUGGUGGGCUGGCCGAGGGGUUCAAUGCGAUUGGGCAGCUCGAAUUCUACUACAAGGAGUUUCCCGAGAACAUGAAGAGCGUGGCGGGGGCUUUUUUCUUCUGCGGGAGCGCGGUUUCGAGCUACGCGUACAGCCUGUUGAUGGCGAUCGAAAUUUCCAUUCUCGGUGUGAUGUGGCACGAGGUGGCGCCUAGUCAGAUCGAAAUUUCCAUUCUCGGCGUGAUGUGGCACGAGGUGGUGCCUAGUCAGAUCGAAAAAAUUGCACUAUUCGUACACUAA